UUUGUAGUAGAUGAAAGGUGCACGAUAACGUUUUUUUAGGCGUAUACUACAAACUGACGUCGGACGUUUUGCCGGUUAGUUUCAAGAAAACGAUGGAUCGAUUCGGCAAACGUAUACUUGUUUUCACUUUAUUCGCAGUAUUUGGGGUGAGUCGGUCUAGACAGGCAAUAUACCCUUAUGGACCGUCUACCGGCGAUUCGCAACUUCGAAUUGGUUACGAAGUUGCCAGCCCGCCUGUAUCACUUAGCGUGCCUAUCAAGUUCUAUAACGAUACAUAUGAUACUGUUUUUAUUAACAGCAAUGGAUUGGUGUCGUUUAAUAGUGAAAUGCCGACAUUUUUUAAUGUUCCUUUCCCACUGGAUUAUCCAGCUAUGGCUGCGUUUUAUGCCAAUAUUGAUCUUCGAGGAAGUGGUCAAGUAUAUUACCGCGAGUCACGAGAUUCGCGUGUUCUUGGUCAAGUUAACGAAUUGGUUAGGCGAUUCUACCCAAGACAGAGUCAAUUUCGGGCUGCAACUGCAUUUAUAGCAACGUGGUAUCAAGUGGGUUAUUAUAAAAAAAAUGCAGACAAGACGAAUACAUUCCAAGUUGUCAUUUUUACCGAUGGUUUUGAAACUUUUGUGCUCUUUGAAUAUCCUGAGCCUAUUCAGUGGGUACAAUCGUUCAGUGGUAUAGCUGAAACGGGAUUACCAGAUGCUAAGGCCCAGGCUGGAUUCAGCGCUGCUGAUGGGCGCAUACACGUGCUUAGAGGUUCCGGAAGCGAUCAGAUCUUUAACCUUGACAGAUGGAGUAAUACUGACCAACCGGGAUUAUGGCUGUACCGUGUAGGUAAUAUUAGUCCAAAUGGUAAUGUUGAACCUCCUGAGUUUGCGGGAAGUAUCAGACCAGACGAAGGUUUGACUUGUGCAGUGGCUGGUGCUUUGUGUCACAAUCAAGCGUCAUGCGUGGAUUAUGAACAGGGGGAUAUGUGUUGUAUCUGCAAACACGGAUUUUUCGGAAAUGGAGUUACAUGUAUUAAGGAUAAUGUACCAGUUCGUGUCAGCGGAAAAGCCAGUAUCGAUGUAAAUGGGAUAGUUGUGGAUGAAGCAGAUUUACAAGCAUAUGUAGCGACUACGGAUGGCCGUGUUUACAUGGCUAUUUCAAACAUUCCUCCAUCUUUGGGAUAUGAACUUCAGUAUUUAACAGUUUUUUCUUCGGUUGUUUCUUGGUUAUUUGCACUACAUUCUGACAAUACUUACAACGGCUACCAGUUAACAGGUGGUGUAGUUAAUUAUACUGCCGAUGUUACUUUUCCUGGUACUGAACAUAGAAUAACACUUCACCAAAGAUUUUUUGGACUUAACUCGUUCGAUCAACUUGUGAUGGACACCACCUUACAAGGAACAACUCCGCCAGCACCACUGCCACAUGCUAAGUAUACUAUACCACCAGACACUCAACAACAAUUUACAUUAACAAGUGGUCGAAUGCUUUCGUAUUAUACGUUUAGAUAUAAACAAGAUAACUCAGAUUUUGAACAACAAGUGACCGUUGUACAGAGGUUUGAAUUCACUCAGUCUUGCAACAAAGCCACAAAAUCUUUAACAACAUUUUUAAUACGAAACUCAAAAGCAUACACUUAUUUCGAAGAAAAAGUUAACAUCGUUCGUCUAGUUAGCACCAAUAAUAUAUAUCUACCUUAUGAGAAUACUCAAAACCCAUGUAAUGAUGGGCAAAUUAAGUGUGUUGCCAAUAGUACAUGCAUUCAAGAUGGUAUCACUUUCCGAUGUGAAUGUAACCUAGGAUUUCAUUCACUUUCAAGUUCUGAAGCUGGAUGUAUUGACAUUAAUGAAUGUCAAGAAAGGACUGAUCGGUGUGAUCCUAACGCUAUGUGUGUCAACGAAGUGGGGUCGUACAGUUGUCAGUGUAGACCAGGAUAUCAGGGUAAUGGGUACUAUUGUGGACCAAUAACAUCUAUUCCAGAACUGACUGACACAACAGAACCACAAUCUAAUAAUAUUCCUAACUCGGUAUGUGAAUCUCCAAACAAUAUUAGUACAUGCUCCUGUAUUCAAGGUUAUGAAAUUCGUAUGUUGUCAACUGAUACUAAUGAAUUUGAGUGCGUGGAUGUCAAUGAAUGCAGUAUUUCUGAAGUAUGUCACAGAGAUGCUUAUUGUACAAAUUACCCUGGAAGCUAUUCUUGCGCUUGUAAUCCUGGUUUUACAGGAGAUGGUCUAAGAUGUCAACCUUUAGUAGGAUCAAAAUGUAGACUGGAAGGAGAUAGAUUUGUUGGAUAUGGAUGUCAAGUUCAAAAGACUUGUUCUUCUAAUUCUUGUUGGUGUCCAACUGAAUAUACAGAUAUUGGCAGUUAUUGUGUGUUUAGUGAGAGCAUUUUGAAUACAGGAGUAGAUAACUCAAGCAAAUCUACAUCUUGUAUUGAACUUAAGAAUUGUCAUGCCAAUGCUCAAUGCAUUUAUAUAACAUCUCAAAAGCAACAUAGUUGUCAAUGCUACUCAGGUUAUGAAGGAGAUGGAUACGAUUGUUCUCCUAUUGAACUAUCGUGUCAAAAAGCUAAUAUAUGUGAUAUGCAUGCCACUUGUGAGGUAAAUCAAAGAGGACAAGCAAGAUGCAUUUGUAAUAAUGGAUAUGAAGGUGAUGGCAUAAUAUGUACACCGUCAGGUGAAUGUACAGCUGAUUCUAAUUGUGAUAUUAAUGAAAGGUGUAUGUAUGACGAAGCAAGUUACAUAUACAGUUGCACAUGUAUUGAAGGAUAUCAUAAGUAUAAUAAUAAAUGUCAACCAUCACGUUGUCCAUAUGAAUGUCAUACUUUUGCUAGUUGCAUACAGUUUGAAAGAAACAAUUAUACAUGUCGUUGUAAUGAUGGAUACAGAGGGAACGGAGUCAGUUCCUGUGAAAAAGUUGAUAGAGGUUGUACAGCUAUUUCAUGCCCAUUAAAUGCCGAAUGUCUUAAUAGGGGAAGUACUCAUAAAUGCUCAUGCAGACAAGGUUACAAGGAAAUUAUCAACAAUGGUCAAUUGUCAUGUGUAGAAACAUGCAUUGUAAAUAAUAAUAUUUGUCAUCCAUCAGCUCAGUGUAUUUAUGACAACUCAGGUUUUUAUAAUUGUGAAUGUCAGCAAGGAUUUAUUGGGAAUGGUUUUUACUGUAAAGAAAAUAAAAAAACAUCAAAAGGAGAUAUCUACUUACUUGUUAAUCAAGGAAUGUCAACUCUCCAUAUUCCAACAGUAGCUAAUAAGUCGAAUGCUGGGUAUCCAGUUAAUUUGCAAUUUGAUCAAACUGCUAUUGGUUUGGCAGUUGAUUGUUUAGAAGAACAAUUAUACUGGAGUGAUAUUACAGGACAGUCAAUUAAAACUGCUAAGCUCAAUGGUUCUAAUGCACAAGAAUUUAUCAAAACUGAUGCAAAAUCCGUAGAAGGGUUAUCAGUUGAUUGGGUACACAGAAAAAUUUACUGGACAGAUUCUGGUAUGAAACGUAUAAUGGCUGCAGAAUUGGUUAAUGGAUCUCAAAAUUUAAUAAUAGCUAAUAAUUCACUAAGUAAUCCUAGAGGAAUUGUUGUACAUCCAAAUAGGAGAAAAGUAUUUUGGACAGAUUGGAAUAGAGUAAAUCCAAAAAUUGAAUGGUCUGAAUUAGAUGGAACCCAACGUGAAAUUUUCAUUCAAGGGCCAAGUGUAAAAUUGCCUAAUUCUAUUGCUAUUGACUGGAAUACUGAUGAAGUAUGUUGGGCUGAUGCAGGCUUAAAAAGCAUUGAAUGUGUAGGGAUAGAUAGUCGUUUACAACGUACAGCUGUAGCUAAUUGUAGUUAUCCAUUUGGAAUAGCCAUUACUCGUGAUAAUUACUAUUGGUCAGAUUGGAUAUCGGAAAAAAUUGAAUUUGUAGCAAAGAAUGACAAAAUUAAAAGAGAAAGUUUAUUUGUACCAUCAGUUGGUAAUGGUAAACUAUACGGAAUAGCAGCAGUGACAGGAAGAUGUCCAUAAUAUGAAGACUGAGUGAUAAAAUAAUAAUGAUAAUAAUAUUUAUAAAUUUUUCAAUUUAAUUGUUUUAUAUAUAAUACAAAAAUCAAUUGUGUGACUA
Daktulosphaira vitifoliae (grape phylloxera) is the source of this 4065-nucleotide messenger RNA. RefSeq names its product nidogen. Gene Ontology annotation, biological process: cell-matrix adhesion. The transcript is spliced from 21 exons. The record is from RefSeq and is a predicted model, not a curated record. Gene Ontology annotation, molecular function: calcium ion binding. Lineage: Eukaryota; Metazoa; Arthropoda; Insecta; Hemiptera; Phylloxeridae. The coding region runs from base 93 to 3968 and encodes 1291 amino acids.